AUGCCUAUGUGUUUUAUAUGUAAACAAACAUUCAGUUUAAAUUCUAAUUUAAUCACUCAUUUAAAUAUUUUUCACGAUCCAAAAUCUUUGAUGGAGUUUAAAUGUUUGGAACCUAAUUGUUGUAGAGUUUUGACUACUUUUCACUCAUAUAAAAAUCAUUUGACCCAACAUACAAACUUACCCGAUGUUUCAACUUCUAAUGAGUAUUUGAAUUUUACUAAAGAACACAAAACUUCAGCUCUACACUUUGUCAGUUGCCCAGUUUUAAAUGAUGACAUCCCUUCAAGUCAUCACUGUACAGAAUCAAUUACAAUUAAACAAUUUAAUAAUACAUUGCGUUAUAACUCAAUAUCAUUGGCAUCUAAGUGGUAUAAUAAUAGUGUGAUUCCCAGAAAAAUAAUACAAGUUUUGUUUGAUGAUAUACAACAAUUUAAUCAUUCAUUUUUAUCUCUUUUAAAAAAAAACUCCUCGAUAUUAUAA
This is a messenger RNA of Macrosiphum euphorbiae (potato aphid), 480 nucleotides long. The record is from the annotation of a GenBank genome assembly. Lineage: Eukaryota; Metazoa; Arthropoda; Insecta; Hemiptera; Aphididae.